AUGGGCACCAAAUGGCGCUGGGAUACUGACUUCCACCUUGGACCGGCUUUUGAUCGCGAGGCCUCCGGGCGUGCAGAUGGAUACAACUGGGGAAUAGACACAUUCUGGGCUUGCGCCAACAGCCCAACCUUCCCUCACAUCAAAGUGGUCACAUACCAUGAUGAUAUCGAGCACCCAGAGAGACUCUUGAAGGCAGAGCUGAUGGUCCUCGCUGCCACGAUGAACUCGCGGCUGGGAAUGGAGACCCUGACAGACCAUGCCAUUGUGCCUACCAUGCUCUUCUCGUUCAUCGGAACCAGCGUGAGGAUCCUGAUCGCCAUCCACGACGGAAGCUGUCUGCGCAUCUCGAAAUCAGACAUGAUGCCAUACUCGGAGGAAUCCGACGAGCUCUGGAGUCUCCUCAUGCGAUACCUUGCCGGAGGCAUCAAUGGAGAGCCGAGCACUCACAAGCUACCUUCGGUGAACGCAGCAGAAAAGUGAAUCUGCAUUCGUUGGAGUUUCA
This is a messenger RNA of Aspergillus brunneoviolaceus CBS 621.78, 502 nucleotides long. RefSeq lists its product as uncharacterized. The record is from RefSeq and is a predicted model, not a curated record. The coding region runs from base 1 to 480 and encodes 159 amino acids. The transcript has 3 exons. Lineage: Eukaryota; Fungi; Ascomycota; Eurotiomycetes; Eurotiales; Aspergillaceae.